Molecule: messenger RNA, 582 nt
Organism: Phaeoacremonium minimum UCRPA7
Lineage: Eukaryota; Fungi; Ascomycota; Sordariomycetes; Togniniales; Togniniaceae
Exons: 2
Coding region: 1-582 (193 amino acids)
Source: RefSeq, a predicted model, not a curated record
AUGUUUGAAUUAUUCGUGCUCUGGCUAUAUCAACGCCGAGCUUUCGCAGCCCUCAUCGAUGAGACCAUCAAUGCCCUGACACGAGAAUCGCCGCCCUCUGCGCGGGUCGAGGCCAGCCAGAUGGCGUUGCACUGGAACUUGGUGCGCCUUCACCUCUUCGCCGCGUCCAUCGACCUGCCAGCCCUGCAAGAUGUAGCUAUGGAUGUCCUCCAAGAUCUCUAUCUACGCUGCGAUUGGGACGUGUCUGCACGGUUCGUGCGCUACCUCUACGACCGGGACGCAGAGCAUGCCUUCCGCCUCCGGAAAUGGGCUGUCGCAAUGAUGGCAUGGACUCUGGCUGCUAACGGCCACGAUGAAGAAGAUGGUAUCCCACAGUCCUUCCAACAGCUCUUCGAUAGCUACCCGGACCUUUGCGACGAUUAUGCUGCUCAUCUCAGCAAAAUGGCUGGUAGCCGUGCAAACGUCGCCAUCAAGAAUCCUCAAUUACGGCUGCAUGCCAACAAGCUGAGAAGCGAGGAGCGUCAUUUCGGGUUCCGACAGUGCAGCUUUCAUAGUCACCGCAGUGCGGUGGGUGAAGUUUAA